AUGCCACGACCCCUUCGCAGACCCAAGCAAGCAGGAGAACUCACAAAUCAGGAGCAUCGCUUGACCGUAAAAAGUGCGCACAGGCCCUUUGAGCCAAAAGUCACCACCAUUGCGCCGUCCGGCACUCACGAAUACGCGGCACGACCUACUCGUCAAGGAAGGGCUAAGAAAUGCGCGCCGCGAAGAUCUGCGGAAAGGAAUCAGCGUGCAGCACGACCUUUCCAAGAGAUUUCCGUUAAUGCCCGGCCUAUCCAUAUGGAGAAGCAAUUCAUGGUCGCAGCGAAGCGCAACAAAGUGAAGACGACCCGCGCUGCGAUACAAGGAUCAAAGGCUGCGGGACAUGCUCCAGUGACAUUGCGCGAAACUUCACACGAAAAUGAGGCUGCUCUAGAUGAUUCAGAAGCAGAUGCGUCAGUUGCGUUUGUAGCUCCUGACGAGGAGCUUCCUCUUCACAAAAAGGAAACAGUCCAGAAGCAAAAUAGUACGCCGAACGAUGACUUUCGUGAGAUUGAUGAUUGGGAGCUUAGCUUUGAAGACGUCUCAUCGCCCUUUUACUCUGACCAGUGA
Molecule: messenger RNA, 567 nt
Organism: Protomyces lactucae-debilis
Lineage: Eukaryota; Fungi; Ascomycota; Taphrinomycetes; Taphrinales; Protomycetaceae
Exons: 1
Coding region: 1-567 (188 amino acids)
Source: RefSeq, a predicted model, not a curated record